AUGGAAAACAUUUAAUUGUAUCAGUCAUCCAAAAAGGAAGAGGUAUAUUCAACAGUGUAAAUAGAAUAUAUGAUUGUUGAUUUUAUCAAUAAUAGUUCAUCAAAUUUUGUUGAAUAGAUACCUAAUUAUAUCAAAUAUUCGAUUUGUGAUAUAUUACAAUAAGGUCUUAAAUCAGCAGCAAAAUUGUGUGGAAAUUCAAAAUCUAUAAAAGAAAUUUUUAGAAAAUCAACGAUUAAUUAACAGCUAUGUUUAGAAGAGAGGCAUUCUUAAAUUAGUACACAAAUGAAGGGUAAUCAUUAAUCUGUAAAUUAAUUAAGGAACGGAUGAAAUGGAAUUGGUUGAUGCUGAAUCUGAAUGA
Molecule: messenger RNA, 358 nt
Organism: Paramecium pentaurelia
Lineage: Eukaryota; Ciliophora; Oligohymenophorea; Peniculida; Parameciidae
Source: the annotation of a GenBank genome assembly